GGUCAUGCAGAGACUCUCGCGAGUGCUGUACGCGGCGACGAGACAUCGAACGUCUUCUUCUGUGUCUGCACGUCUUAUUGCGGCAUCAGCCGCACCGAGUUCCUCACAAUGGAGCUCAAACUGUAGGCUCAUGAGUGCCGUAUCCGCCGUUCAAGAGCCACCGAAACUCGGACGUUGUGCUCGCCGCCGAACCAAGAAACAGCGUAUUUCGACCACUCUUGAGAGUGCUACAGAGGCAUCAAGUGAUGCAGCGACCAAUAAGCAGCAACAGAGCAAGAAAUCUAGGUUCAACGUGCACCGGUACAUCGUACAGGAGCAGUUGCCACUAGAGGACGUGCUACCGAUGGUACAGAGCGAGGUGCGCACCAAGACGCUCCAGGCGGCAAUGGCGCGUCAAUCUGUGGACUCGUUCUACUUCCACUGCGCCCAGCAGGCGGAGAAAAAGGGGCUUACAGACGAGUUAAGACGACGAGUGCUGCAAUAUUUCGACCAGGAGCUCUUUGUCUACGAUGAAGAGCAGGAGACAAAGCCUUUUGUGCUUGGCAAGGCGCUCAAUGAAGCAGUAUUUGGCUCGGUGAUCAAGUUGCAUUUGGCAGGAGGUGAUACUGAGGCAGCUUGGAUGGUAAUUAACAAGCUGCGUCGAGCUGUGCGAGGACAAGAGGAAGGUGACGCGCCCAAGCUCCACUUUCGAACGGUGAGUCCGUUGCUCGAGCACGAAUGCAAACAUGGUCAAUUUUUGAGCGCAUACUCGAGAUGGCAGCAAUUGAAGCAGCAUGACGUGGAGUGGACUAGUGCCAUGGAAGACGUGCUGGUGCAGAUGGUCGUAGCGUGUGUGAAGAACAAUGAACUGCAGCUGAACGUGUACACGGAUGUGCCCGAGAGCGAGUCCACUGAGUCGCACUUCCACGCUCAGAUGGCAUCACUGCUGCAUGAUCUGCAGCUUACGUGUCGCGAAAUAUCUCCGCCUAAUGCCCAGCGAUUACAACAUGCGUUCCGUGAUGCUGGGUAUAGAGUGGACUCUGUACCAAGCGAUGCUCGGAUGAACCCCAAAUGCCCAUGCUGCGGACACGCUUUGAACAAGCAGGGAAUGUCGGAACAGGAGCGUGAGCACAUGCUAACUGCUCUCGAAUCCCGCCGCUGCAAGAUGACGCCUGAAAAGCUGGUCAAGGAGUUCUUGGAUCCAUUCCGGGACUGGUUAAUGCUUCGUCACGAAACUUUCCAGCUGCAAACAUUGGCUGGGAAUACCAAGAGCAGCAAGCCACUGCACUACGUACUGGACGGACCCAACCUCGCGUAUAUAAACCAAAACUUUGAGGCCGGCACGUAUCGUUUGGACCACGUAGACACCGUUGCGAAGGAGCUACAGGCUCAAGGACAUCUCGUUAGCAUCACGAUGCCUACGGGUUAUCUCGCUGAUAAGUUUUUGGUGCGUAUACGCAACAAACGUUACAGGGAAAUGCGUCGCCAAGGCAAAUACGUCACACGUGAGCGUACGCCUGAGGAGAAGGCUAUUGUGGCGCGUUGGAAGGAGGAAGAUAUGAUCUUUAGCUGCCGCACAGACUUCUUGUCGGACGAUCUCUUUUGGCUGUAUGCGAGCGUGCUAUUAGGCCGCGAAGGCCGCGUGGUCACGAACGACCAAGGCCGAGACCACGUAUUUGCCCUGCUCAAUGGCUACAGCAGUACCAGCGCCAAAGCUCAGACUCAAAAGAACGGCAAGAAGAGCGCUGCCGCCGCCCAACACGAAAUAGAGCAGACAGGUGCUCCAUCCAUCUCAAUGGACCUUGUCGCGCGUUGGAAGGACAUGACGACUGUGAAUAUCGAGAUCAAACACGAAGAAACCGCGGUCAACGCUGCUAUCGCGGGCGACUGGAAGGAGCUGAUCCCGAUCGAGUACAUCAAGCUGCUCCACCCGCAGCCGUUCUCGCGCGUACCGCAGGUGACAGCGCCGCUGCAUUUCCAUUUCCCGGUUGCAGAGCACGCAAAUCAAAACGAACAUCCAAAUCAGGUGCAGAACCAGCGGAAACGUACGCGAUGGCUCUGUGUGCACCGAGAAGAUGACAGCAACUAGAAAAUCUUAGACCAAAAACUUGCAUAACAAUGGCAUAUAGAUGCGAAUGACAUGAUAUAUUGCCUGUUGAAGAGUAUGAACAGGUGAUGACUACUACGGCUUGAUGAUGCUUAGUUAGCGUACUAAGCGUAGACACAUUUGCCGUUGUCGCACUUGAAGCCAGGGUCGCAGGCGUCGAUGAAGAGGCUGGUGGCCGGGUUGAAGCACUGGCUGCCAGUCGGUGCACGGCAAGCGGUCUCGCCACGGGGGCAAUACUGACCCGAGGCGCAGGCUUGGUAGCAGAUAGCGCCGUUGGCGUUCUGCUCGACGGUGUGGACACGAAGGUGGACGGCAGCCUGGUCUUCGGCGGUCGUCGACUGGAACAGGCACGCAGUGGCGACAAAGGCGGCGGUGAACACGGUCGAGAACUUCAUAUUGCUGAGCUGAGAAGAGGAAGGAGGCUUCAGGGUCGUGAGGCGAAUUCGGAAAUGAGAGUCUUGGUCUAGCCAGCAUCGACGUAGAAUAAAUCAGGGACCACAAGGCAUCAGGGUCUCAUUGAACGAGACCUGUGCCUGCCUUGCAAAUCCUUCCAAGUUGGAAUCCAACAAGACUUCCCUCUUGCACUGUUUGCUAGUGCCUGAGUUCAAUCACGAAGUUAGUUAAGUUUUGAAAUGGCUUGGCGAGUUCUCUGUUGUUUCCUGUCGACGGUGUUGGUCGCGAAAUCAGUAGGAGAGACUCGACUCGAGGUGAUUAGGUGCAUGCAAUACGUUCACCAGCAGAAUACGUAUCAGGUAUCACAACAGUUGGAGCCA
Phytophthora nicotianae INRA-310 is the source of this 2859-nucleotide messenger RNA. RefSeq lists its product as hypothetical. The record is from RefSeq and is a predicted model, not a curated record. Bases 5 to 2068 code for a protein of 687 amino acids. The transcript has a single exon. Gene Ontology annotation, molecular function: ribonuclease P activity. NCBI's taxonomy places the organism in Eukaryota, Oomycota, Peronosporomycetes, Peronosporales, Peronosporaceae. Gene Ontology annotation, biological process: tRNA 5'-leader removal.